AUGCCUUAUCUUGUGCGCGAUGCGUUUCCGAAAGACGUGUCUUUACAUAGAAUAUACACUCAUUUAGGUCCACCAGGAAAGCGAGGUGAACCAGGACCACAAGGGACACAAGGUGUGAAAGGAGACUCCGUAGGUGUGACAGGAGGUGCGGUGUACACACGUUGGGGAAGAAAUGACUGUCCGCAAUCUGUCAAAACCACCAUGUUGUAUUCAGGUGUGAUGGCUGGAUCAUGGUACCAUCAUACUGGUGGGGCAUCAAACUACCUUUGUCUGCCAAUAAAUCCAAUAUUUGACAAAGUUACCGCUGGUGAUCAAGGAGGGAGUUAUAUCUAUGGCACCGAGUACGAGACACAUGCUUAUUCUAACGUAUUUCCGCGAAACAUCCAUAAUCACGAUGCUCCCUGCGCAGUCUGUCACACCGAGUCACGUGGUAGUCACGUGAUGAUACCAGCUCGUAAUGUCUGUGCCUCAGGCUGGACCUUGGAGUAUAAAGGAUAUCUCAUGUCCGCAAAUCAUGGUCACAACGGAAGAACACAGUUUCUUUGUGUUGACGAGAACGCUGAAGCUACAACAGGAUCUCAUGUUGAUCAUAAUGGCGCCCUACUUUAUUUUGUUGAAAGUCAGUGUGGUGCUCUUCCUUGUCCACCAUACGCCACUGGUAAAGAACUCACUUGUGUGGUUUGCACAAAAUAA
Messenger RNA from Dendronephthya gigantea, 693 nucleotides. Its product is annotated as short-chain collagen C4-like. Bases 1 to 693 code for a protein of 230 amino acids. The record is from RefSeq and is a predicted model, not a curated record. The transcript has 2 exons. NCBI's taxonomy places the organism in Eukaryota, Metazoa, Cnidaria, Anthozoa, Malacalcyonacea, Nephtheidae.